Messenger RNA from Drosophila innubila, 698 nucleotides. RefSeq lists its product as uncharacterized. The transcript has 3 exons. The coding region runs from base 156 to 698 and encodes 180 amino acids. The record is from RefSeq and is a predicted model, not a curated record. NCBI's taxonomy places the organism in Eukaryota, Metazoa, Arthropoda, Insecta, Diptera, Drosophilidae.
GAGCUGCGGGUGAUACGCAAGGUGCAGGUCAACCAAGUGAUAAGGAGCCCAUUAACUGUGAUGACAUAAUAGAAUCGGCAAAAGCUAAACUAGUCAGCUCUUCGACAACAAGUUUAAUCAAAACUGCAACAGCAAUUACCAAUUGUAGUCCACUUAUGAGCCAGCAAAAAGAGACACCAGGAACUCCCAAUGAGAUCAGCUCCUGCAGCAUUAAUUCCGUUGAAGGGAUCAAGGUCAAGCUAAAUGGCAAUAUCAAUAUCAAUGGCAGUGGCAGUGGCAGCCAGGUAACUUCUACCACUAAUCGAGAUGGAAUAUCAAAUAUAGCUGCUGCUUCUGCUGCUGCUGCUGCAUCUGCUCCUGCUCCUGGAUGCGAUAUAUCAUCAUUGUCAACGCCUAGAUUACGACGCCGUCGAGAGUCUUCUGAAGGAAAGUAUGUAACAGAUCCGACGCAAUUAAAUCUAAGAUUUCAACGUCCACGGUGUCGGGCUUCCAGCAGUUCUCGCGGCGUUCCAACAUCAAUGCUGGGCAAUUUUGAUGAUCAGUCAACUGAUAACAGUGAAGAUAAGGCUGGCAAGGGAUUAGGUGAAGACAUUACGGAUUUGGGUCAGUUUCAUAUAAAGCCGAACCAUCAGCUGCAGCAUGGAAUCAAAAUACAAAUGAGACUCCAUUGCGAAAUGAUAUUUCGCCACCGCCGGUGA